Impatiens glandulifera is the source of this 1731-nucleotide messenger RNA. RefSeq names its product COP9 signalosome complex subunit 5b-like. Lineage: Eukaryota; Viridiplantae; Streptophyta; Magnoliopsida; Ericales; Balsaminaceae. The record is from RefSeq and is a predicted model, not a curated record. The transcript is spliced from 3 exons. The coding region runs from base 1125 to 1493 and encodes 122 amino acids.
UUUAUUUUAUUUCAACAUCGAAAUUAGAUUACAUUGAGUAAAACCAGAAGGUGUAGAUAGUGGUGAUUCCAAUCCCAUAGCUAAUGCUAGAAGAAAAUCAGAGUCUUUAUGGUAGUUGAAGAGAUACUGAAAAAAACUGAUGAGAUUCUCUUUAGUGUUGUUAUGCUCUAAACCAAGAAUAUCUUCAGCUCUGUCUUGUCCUCAUUAAGAGAUGAGAUCAGUUAAAUCAUUGAGUUGAAUCACAAUAACUUGUUUGUUCUUGUAAACUUCUUCUGUUUGCUAACACUAGUUUCAGAUGGAUCAUAUUUUGGAAACUCUAGUAUUUGAACUGAUUUGACAAUAACUUUCUAUUAAAUCCAAAUACUUAUUAGAUGAAAAACCGCCAGCUAAUUUCUGAAUGUCUUGGACUAAGUUCAGUUUCCAAAAAUCUGAUACAGAAAGUGUUUUUUCAAAUGAAGCCAAUAAUUGUAUUUUAGUAACUUGUAGAUUUUCAAAUUCACUUUUCUUUGUAUAUGGGGUAUAUACAAUUGUUUGGCUGAAGUGUGGAUACCUGUUAUAGAUUUUGAACACACAUUUUCUACUUGACAUUCAUGCCCUUGAGGUUUGCUCUUAUAAUUGGUUCUUUAGGCAGGAAGGUAAGAAAACGUAGUUGGGUGGUACCAUUCACACCCUGGUUAUGGUUGUUGUCUUUCUGUAUCGAUGUUUCAACGCAGAUGCUGAACCAUCAGCAUCAGGAGCCAUUUCUGGCUGUAGUGAUUGAUCAACUAAGAUAGUUUCAGCUGGAAAGGUUGAGAUAGGGGAAUUUAGAACAUAUCCGCCAACUGAUGAUCCUGUUUCAGAAUAUCAAACCAUCCCCUUGAACAAGAUCGAAGACUUCGUCGUACACUGUAAACAUGUUAUAUUAUUAUUGUUUUCAAAUUCGGUUAGAUUAGAGAUCUUUGAUACAUGCAUGUAUGUAUGUUUUAGAAUAUCUUGCUGAGUUUGUUUCUUGAUAUGCACUGGAUAUAACAUAUUUUAAAUCAUCACUUGACUGUCACAUCUUGGAUAUGUUAUGGAAUAAGUACAGGGUGAACACUCUUUCCUCGUCGCCUUUGCUGGGAAAUUGACACUAUUUAGCUGGACAAAUGUCUGAUUUGGCUGAAAAGCUAGAGCAAGCUGAAAAUUAUUUGUCACAUUUACGAUUUGGGCCUCUUAUAACUCUUUCUUUUUCAAGAAAGAAAGAGGAAGAAAAUGAACUUGCGAAAAUAACUAAGGACAAUGCAAAGAUAACGGUUGAGCAGAUUCACAAAUUAAUGUCACAGGUGGGUCUUUCUUCUCUUUCCAACUGUUUUGUAAUUUUGGAUCUUCUAAUUAUACAUAAUAAUCAUAUUCUCUUUGAUCAGGUUAUAAAGAACAUACUAUUCAAUUCAGUUAGACUGUUUAGCAGCAGCAACAGACACACAAUUGUUGUGAACAUUCUUCUAGUCCUAAACCUAUGGUUGAAACCUAAUUAAAAUCCUCAAUGGAUUACCAACUCUGUUUCUGACAUAUAUUUUCCUCUCUUUAAACCCCUAAACCUUACAUUUUUUGUUCUUUGUGAACUUAAUAAAGUUAGGAAUAUUCAGCGACUUAUUCUCCCAUGGGUUUACUUUGCCAAUUGCUUUUGCUUAGGUAUGUUUGAUACAAUCUGAUUCUGAUAUAGUGAACAGAGAAUAGAUAAUUGUAGAAAUUUAGGAGAGAGGAGAUAUAUAG